This is a messenger RNA of Macadamia integrifolia, 465 nucleotides long. RefSeq names its product mitochondrial carrier protein CoAc2-like. NCBI's taxonomy places the organism in Eukaryota, Viridiplantae, Streptophyta, Magnoliopsida, Proteales, Proteaceae. The transcript has 5 exons. The coding region runs from base 1 to 465 and encodes 154 amino acids. The record is from RefSeq and is a predicted model, not a curated record.
AUGUGUGAUUCACAGCUACUUGCAGCCGAAAACAAGAGAGCUCCAUCACUCUAUGGAAUCUUCCCAUAUUCUGGUUUGAAAUUCUACUUCUAUGAGGAGUUGAAAAGUCAUGUCCCUGAGGAACACAAUAAAGAUAUCAUUGUCAAACUUUUUUGUGGAUCAGUUGCUGGUCUAUUGGGUCAAACCUUCACUUACCCUCUUGAUGUUGUUAGGUGUCAAAUGCAGUGCAGAGGUGAAGGGGGCAAUGGAGAUCCUAUUUCUGAUUGUCAAGAAGCAGGGAUGGAAGCAGCUGUUCUCAGGGCUAAGCAUCAACUAUCUGAAGGUGAAGUUGUACCACCGGUGGCUAUUGGGUUUACUGUCUAUGAUACUAUGAAGUUAUUGCUGGGAGUUCCGUCACGAGAAAACACUGAUAUUGUGGUAGUGACUGAAGGAAGAAAUACUGAUCCAUCAGCCCUUCGCUCCUAA